AUGGCAUGGAAGGAGUGGUACAGAAAGCACAGACACACACAGGCGGAUACGCCGCGUGGUACGGAAACCACCGACACACGGACAGAUACGGAUAGCGUUGAGUGGGGAGUUAGAAUCUCUGUGGUUGUCAGAAACAUAGAUUCUUGUCUUAUGGGUUGUGAUGCUGUUGAAGAUGCCACUCAUCUGUUAAUGUCAUGUAAUUUUACCAGAGCGUUAUGGCUCGCUACUAUUGGUAGAAUCACUGAUCAAAAUCAAGAUAUAAAAGACUGGAUAAUCAGCUGGUUCAAUCAAAAAUCAAAACCAGCAGUUUUGUAUCAUUAUCCUUGUCCAGAUGGAGUAUUUGCUGCUCUUGCUUCUCAUCUUUACUUUUCAGCUAUUAAACAAGAUGUUCUGUACUUCCCUAAUACUGUUUAUUCUCCUGUUAAGGUAGAAGAUCUUCCUCUUGAUGAAAUUAAUCAAGUUUAUUUACUUGAUUUUGUUGGGCCUUCUGGUUUUGUUGCUAAAUUAUCUUCUCAUGUUGAAAGUGUCAUAAUUCUAGACCAUCACAAAACUGCAGUUGAGAUGUUUAAGGCUGACACUUCUAUUCGUGAGAAUGUGAUUAAAGUUAUAGAUAUGGAGAGAAGUGGUGCUACCGUUGCUUAUGAUUAUUUCAAGAAGAAACUUUCAGACGAAGGAGUUGGGAAGGAGUUGGUAGCUGAGGAUAAGCUUGAAAGGGUUAAUCAACUGUUUAAAUACAUCGAAGAUGUAGAUUUGUGGAGGUGUGCUCUUCCAGAUAGCAAAGCUUUCACUAGUGGGAUGAAAGAUUUAAACAUCGAGUACGACGUCAGGUUGAAUCCCGGGUUGUUUGGACAGUUAUUGUCGCUAGAUCCACGUUUAGUGAUCGACCAAGGGAUGUCGAGCUUAUCACAAAAGCAAAAUAGAAUUGACGAAGUUCUUGACGGCUCAUAUGAAAUUGCACUUGGUGGUGGACUAUUUGGAUAUUGCCUGGCUGUCGAUGCAGACUCCGUUUCAAACUUGAGGAGCGAACUUGGGCACCAGUUAGCUAAUAAGAGUCGUGAUUUUAAUAUGCGGGGAAUUGGAGCUGUUGUUUAUCGAGUUCCUGAACUUGGAAAUGCUGAGUUGCUUAAAAUAAGUCUCAGGAGUGUGGAAACAGAAGACACAACGCCAAUCUCUCAGAAAUUUGGAGGAGGUGGACAUCUUAAUGCUAGUUCUUUCAUGGUAACUGCUGCUGAGUUCAACCAGUGGAAACUUCCAGUUACAGCUUCUACAUAAGCAAGAAACUCCUUCACACAGAAUUGUGCAUGUGUCUUCCUUGCCCAGGACUUCUUACGAAAUAGAAUUAUGUUUCUGGCGUGUAACAACAUGGACAGCAAGAAUCUCUCUAACAUAACAUGAGUUAAUCUUACAACUAGUAAAAUAUUCGGGCUAUAGCAUAACA
This is a messenger RNA of Papaver somniferum (opium poppy), 1438 nucleotides long. RefSeq lists its product as uncharacterized. Lineage: Eukaryota; Viridiplantae; Streptophyta; Magnoliopsida; Ranunculales; Papaveraceae. The transcript is spliced from 9 exons. Bases 1 to 1272 code for a protein of 423 amino acids. The record is from RefSeq and is a predicted model, not a curated record.